AUGGAAUUCGCCAUCCGCUGUAUGACCUGGACUCUGGCUCUCAACACGCAUAUAUAUAUUGAGAUUGCGGGCCCGGACUUAGCAACAUCGCUCUCUCACAAGCCUCCGUACCCUCCUACUUCGACAACAAGAAACUACUGGAAGAUGGCAACCCCUGCCGGAGUCCGCGAACACAAAGACGUGUACCCCGCCAUCGAUCCCACCCAGACCUUUGCCGCUCAGUCGUAUGCAGGCAAGGUCGUCCUCAUUACAGGCGCAAACGGUGGUCUCGGUGCCGUUGCCGCACAGUUCUACGCCCGCGCCGGCGCAUCCGUUGCCCUCGUCGCACGCAGCGCGGACAAGCUCAAGGCUGUAAUCGCUGGUGCACCUGGUGCGGAAGAUCGCAUGUUCUCUAUCGAGGCAGAUGUGCGGGACACGCGUGCCGCUGAGGACGCCGUGAAACAGACUGUCGAGAAGUUCGGCAAGCUGGACAUCCUUAUUGCGAAUGCGGGAGUGAUCACAUCCUUUAACGAAUCGAUCGAGACGAAGGAUCCCCAGACGUACUGGAAUACGUUCGAGGUCAAUGUGAAGGGCGUAUACAACUAUGUUCGGGCGGCAAUCCCAGAGAUUAGGAAGUCGGAGGGUCAGAUCCUGGUCACAACAUCCGGCAUGGCAUACAUGCGCGUACCGAACAACAGCGACUACGCCGUAUCCAAGCUCGCCGUCAAUGGCCUCGUUGAGUUCAUUCACCUCGAGUUCCCCAACAUCCCGGUCUACGCCCUCCAUCCCGGCGUGGUGGAGACAAACUUGGUCCGCAGCGUUGAACUGCCGGACUCGUUGCCCGCCGCCAACGUGCCCUUCGACACGCCUGAGCUCUCGGCCGCCACGAUGCUGCACCUCACGCUCGGGAAGGCGCCGUGGUUAAGCGGGAGGUACUUCUCGUCCAACUGGGACAUUGAGGACGUGGAGAAGUUGUGGAAGGAGAAGAUUGUUGAGGGUAAUGCGCUAGUAAGCGUUCUCGCGGCGCCCUAA
This is a messenger RNA of Peniophora sp. CBMAI 1063, 1011 nucleotides long. The record is from the annotation of a GenBank genome assembly. Lineage: Eukaryota; Fungi; Basidiomycota; Agaricomycetes; Russulales; Peniophoraceae.